Molecule: messenger RNA, 1305 nt
Organism: Penicillium bovifimosum
Lineage: Eukaryota; Fungi; Ascomycota; Eurotiomycetes; Eurotiales; Aspergillaceae
Product: 4'-phosphopantetheinyl transferase family protein
Exons: 1
Coding region: 1-1305 (434 amino acids)
Cellular component (GO): cytosol
Molecular function (GO): magnesium ion binding; holo-[acyl-carrier-protein] synthase activity
Source: RefSeq, a predicted model, not a curated record
AUGGGUGUCAAUGAGAUCAAAGAGGACAACAUCUCCAAGGAACCAGACUUGGGGAAGGUCGACAAGUCAAUGAUCAGCCAGCCCACAUUGGUCCGAUGGUAUAUCGACGUCCGAAGUUGGGAUGCAAAAUCUACCAAUCUGCCUCUGAUCGAAACCCUGACUCAGUCUGACCAAGAAGCUGUCAAGAAGUACUAUCAAACUUCGGACAAGCACAUGUCACUGGCCUCUCAACUGCUAAAAUAUUACUAUAUCCACCAAGCCACUGGCGCUCCUUGGAAUGAGAUCAAAAUCCAGCGUACUCCCAUGCCUAAGAACCGUCCGUUCUAUGACGCGAGUCUGGAGUUCAAUGUCAGUCACCAGGCUGGUAUCACGGUGUUCACAGGCACGCGUGUCGCAAGGGCCAACCCACCCACCGCUAAACCCGCAUUGCCUCGUGUGGGAAUCGACGUCGCCUGUGUUGACGAGCCCGCCCGUCGUCGUGCCAAUCGUCCCCCGAAGUCACUCGCCAAUCUAGCAACUUUCGUUGAUGUCUUCACUGAUGUUCUCUCCCCCAGUGAGCUGGCAACCAUCAAGAAUCCUGCAGCUACUCUUGACUUGGCUCGUAAGCGCGGUAUCAAUAAAAGCGACCCGAAACAAGAUACCGAGGAAUCCCUUGCUACCUACGGUGUCCGUUUGUUCUAUUCGACCUGGGCUCUGAAAGAAGCCUACCUGAAAAUGACCGGCGAUGGCCUUCUAGCCUCUUGGAUAAAGGAUCUAGAAUUUACUAACGUCAUCCCCCCGGAGCCUGUCUCCAGGCUCACUGGUGACUCAUCUGAGUCUGUGCCAUCAGUCCAGAACUGGGGGCCACCCUACAGCGAUAUCACCAUCACCUUAGAUGGCAUCCCCGAUCACUCCGUGCGCGUCCAACUCGUUGCCUUCGAGCACUACUAUAUUGUGGCCACUGCCGCCUCCGGCCCUAAUAUCGGUACGGUUUCCCGGCAGAUAGUGAAUGACAGUGAUCAUCACCUUCCUGGGUACAUUACCGCUCUCCACCCUCAAAAUGGAACCCAGAAAGUCCGCAUUACUCCUGAUGCGCUCCGCGAUAUCGGUGACCGGGACCCUUGGCGCGUGGACGCCGGAAUCAGCGAUCCUUGGUUGCCCAUGCAGGAAGUUGAUGUUGAUAUUGAUAUCCGGCCUUGUGCUGAAGGUCGCUGUCUGCACUCUCGUGAUCAUGUCCCAGUCUCCGGGUAUGUUCGUCCCUAUGGAUAUCAUACGCACGUCACACACGACCCGGAUCAAAUGGCUAAUCCUCGCCAGUCAAUAUAA